Molecule: messenger RNA, 1131 nt
Organism: Acytostelium subglobosum LB1
Lineage: Eukaryota; Evosea; Eumycetozoa; Acytosteliales; Acytosteliaceae
Exons: 1
Cellular component (GO): nucleus
Molecular function (GO): protein binding
Source: RefSeq, a predicted model, not a curated record
AUGCAUUAUUAUAACAAAGUAAUACAGCGGCAUGUAGAAGGAAGAGGAAGAUACUUGGUUGCCUCAAAGGAUAUAGUACGAGGCGAAAUAGUGCUCUAUGAACAACCAUUUGCUCAUACAAUCAACUAUAGAGAUGCUCUAGCAAGACAACUAUGUCAUCGUUGUCUGAGACAACUAUGUACAUCAUCACAAGCAUCACAAUUGGAUGGAUGUAACACUUGUCAAACGACAUAUUACUGCUCAAUUGAAUGUCGUGAAUUGGAUACACCGAUGCACUCAAUCGAAUGUCAACAAUAUCAACGUUUGGCAUCGACUUCAAUGUUUGACAAUGAUUGCAAAUCAAUGUUGAAGCUCUGUCUACGUGUGCUGGUUAUGAGACACCUGGCGCCAACAUCAGAGUCAUUCGAUAAUGUCUUACAACUGUGCGACAAUCGUCACCAAUUCUCUGCGAGUCGCAUGGCUGACCUUGGCAAAGUGGCGCGAUUCCUCGAGAAAGGACUGAACAUGGGCACGGCAGCAACAAAGACAGAGGUACUGCGUGGACUUACUCAGAUGGACCUUGUCAGACUGAUGUGCGUAUUGGAGUGCAACACUCACGAGAUUGGAUUGACAUUGGAGCCAUACAAGUACAGCUCGGUUGGCUCAGCAUUAUACAUCAUGGCGUCAUACUUUAAUCAUUCAUGUCAACCGAAUGUGUGUCGAGUGAAUCGUGAAGGUGAUGGUGGCGCACUCUCGAUGAUUGCCCUGGCCGAUAUACCAGCGGGCACCGAGCUCUCUUACAACUACAUCCAACUCUCAUUGUCCAAUGAAGAGCGCAAGACAAAGCUGUUCGACUCGUACUUCUUCAAUUGCGUCUGUCCAGGAUGUGCUGUGGUCAGCAGCGGUAGUGCCGGCAGCACCAAGUCGUCCAAAGGCAGGAGAUCGGCCAAGGGUGGCGAGCCAGUCCAGAGUAAGUCGCAACAGGCAUACCUCAAGCGAUACCUUUGUGAUCGAGAUGGAUGCAAUGGUGUUCGAAUUUCCAACGGUCCAUCAUCGUCAUGCAGCAUGGACCAGGGCAAACCUACUCAAGUCUGUAACAUAUGUCUGCCAGUUUCCCAAUGGCCCAUUGGCAUUGUUCGUUGGGAAGACCAG